UCUACUUUUGUUAUUUUUUUAGUUUUACGUCGUACUGCUGCACAAACGUAGUUUUUUAUCACUAAAAGCUUCCAAGAAAGUUGUUAAUAAAUAUUUCAUAAUUAAUAAUAACUAUUUUUUAGUAACAAUAAUAUUACAGAACACAUUUAUUACUCUUCACUCAGUCGGAGAAAAGAAACUUUGUCAGUAAGUGUUUUUUACAGUAAGAUCUAUCGUAGUGGUUGGAAGUCAUUCGAAGAAAGUAUACCUACAUAGAGAACAAUGUGCGAUAAAACUAAAAGACGUGUAUUAUCCAUACAAAGUCAUGUUGUCCAUGGUUAUGUGGGCAAUAAAAGUGCAACAUUUCCAUUACAAGUUUUAGGCUUUGAGGUUGAUGCUAUUAAUUCUGUACAAUUCUCUAAUCAUACUGGCUAUAAAGUAGUUAAGGGUCAAGUGCUACAGGAAAAGGAACUAGAUGAUCUUUUCCAAGGUCUAGAUAGCAAUGAUCUUUUAAAAUGUUAUUCUCAUUUAUUAACUGGUUACAUUGGCAAUGCAUCAUUUUUAAGACAAGUAGCCAACAUUGUUAAAAAAUUAAGGGCAACUGAACCGAAUUUAAUAUAUGUUUGUGAUCCGGUUAUGGGUGAUAAUGGUCAGAUGUAUGUACCCCAAGAUUUACUGCCUAUUUAUCGCAAUGAAAUAAUUCCCUUGGCUGAUAUUAUAACACCCAACCAGUAUGAAGUUGAACUAUUAACCGAAAUGAAAAUCAACACAGAAGCCGAUAUAUGGAAAGCUGUACAAUGGUUUCAUGACAGAGGCAUUGAUAUGGUGGUCAUUUCUAGCAGUGAUUUAGGUAAGGAAGGUGAACUUCGUGCCUUCCUCAGCAAACGCAAUGGUUCCCGUUAUGCUUUAAAUAUUCCAAAGCAGGGCACUGAUAUUUCUUUCACUGGUACCGGAGAUUUAUUUGCUUCACUGUUUUUGGCUCACAGUUAUCAAAAUACAAAUUUGGGCUUAGCUCUUGAGCGUACUAUUGCUUCUUUGCAAGCUGUUAUUAAACGCACUAUAGAAACAAUGCCAGCCGAAGUUCUCAAUGGAGAACGGAAGGUAACUUCGUUUGAACGUGAAUUAAAAUUGAUUCAAAGUAAAACGGAAUUAGAAAAUCCCCAGAUAGUUUUACAUGUUGAAAAAAUUAAUUAAUUCAAUUACGCAUUUAAAUAACUUUAUUGUAAUCACUGUUGUUGAGAAUUUUGUUUAUUUUAUCUUUUUUAUCAGCAAAACAUCUGACAAUAAUUAAAAAGCUAUAUUCUA
Messenger RNA from Lucilia cuprina (Australian sheep blowfly), 1284 nucleotides. Its product is annotated as pyridoxal kinase. The transcript has 5 exons. NCBI's taxonomy places the organism in Eukaryota, Metazoa, Arthropoda, Insecta, Diptera, Calliphoridae. Gene Ontology annotation, molecular function: pyridoxal kinase activity. Gene Ontology annotation, cellular component: cytosol. Bases 262 to 1173 code for a protein of 303 amino acids. Gene Ontology annotation, biological process: pyridoxal 5'-phosphate salvage. The record is from RefSeq and is a predicted model, not a curated record.